Cryptococcus amylolentus CBS 6039 is the source of this 2413-nucleotide messenger RNA. RefSeq lists its product as hypothetical. Gene Ontology annotation, biological process: transmembrane transport. The record is from RefSeq and is a predicted model, not a curated record. Lineage: Eukaryota; Fungi; Basidiomycota; Tremellomycetes; Tremellales; Cryptococcaceae. Bases 608 to 2413 code for a protein of 601 amino acids. Gene Ontology annotation, molecular function: transmembrane transporter activity. The transcript is spliced from 9 exons.
AGCUGAAAUGUCGCGGCUCGUUCAUCCGGUUGGACGAGUUGAUGUUGUCAUCUCACGCAUGACCCAAGGCACAUGCGAAUGCCGCCUGCCGCAGCGGCACGGCCUGUAGCCUCAAAAUAGGCUUGUUCUUUUUAUAAUAAUCUAAUCAAGAAGAUCUCCGUCUUCUAUCUGCGCGGGGGCGCCCACGGGCCACAUCUUCCCUUGGCCCCAGAAUCAAGUAUACCUACUCUGCGUACCAAUAGAAUCACCGAACAUCGCUUCUGAUCACUCAUUCGACCACCUCUCAACAGUUCGGGUGAGAUUGAUGUUGCAUGGUGCCGAGAGAAAAAUAGCAUGGGAACUUGUCACUUUCGACCGAAGCCAUACCCUUUGAGCACUACGUGCUUUGCCGAGUUGACCUCAUGCUCGCCGGAGAAGGCGAGAGGCUGCUCGUGCCGAAGUCAUGUCACCAUUGCGGGGUGGGUGCCCCAAUCUUCAUCUCCUUCGUACCCAGCUUCUACUAGCUGAUAUAUAUCAAGUCUGGUCCACAUCCGUGUGCUCCAAAUAGCUGUACAGACCUUUCGCCGUCUCACAGGUAUACCCCUUACCACAAUAUUCGACAAGAGUCAUGAGCUCCGAUCAGCAUCACUCCCCGGCCCCAUCCUCCGUCACCUAUUUCAACCCCUCCUCUCCGCUCGCCAACAACAAAGACCUCACAUCGUCCCCCCAAAAGACUGGUACCGAAGACGACAGCCAGAAUCCAUUCGACUCCGAGAAAGACGCCACGGGGCCAUACGACACUGUAGGCGGAGAGUAUCCCAAGUAUGCUGGGCUGGCUUAUAGAGGCGGGGGCGAGGCGGAGAAGGAUGCAAUGAGGGCCAAUGGUAUUCCGACUCGAGAAGGCAACGGCUGGGUGGAUGGCGAUCCCGCCGAUAGUGAUGUAUGGGAGGGUGAGCCUACCAAAGAGGACAUCCCGCUCAAGUACAAGAUUGGCUCGUUCUGUCUGAUCUUGUUCUUUGCCACGGGCAAGGAUUUUGUCAAGGGUAUCGGGAGUCCACUCAAGUCUACUUACAAGAAGCAGCUGGAUAUUACGAAUGCGCAGUACGGGACAAUCUCGAGCGCUUCCGGCUUGGUCAAUACCAUCAUCCCCAUCCUCGGCGGUAUCUGCAUGGACUAUUGGGGUUCUACUUACACUGCCGUCAUCGCCGGGCUUUUUGUCUUUGUCGGCAACAUUGUGGCUGCCGCUUGUUCCAACACCGACGAGUAUAGCCUUCUCAUUGGCGGACUUGUCAUCAUGGGUUUCGGGUCUUCCGUGGUCGAAUCGGUCCAGUCCAAGCUCUACACCCAUUGGUUCUCCGGCUCCUCCCUCGCUCUCAUAUUUGCCCUCGAUAUCGCCUGGAACCGUAUCGUCUUUGUCGUCUCUAAAGUUACGGCUGUACCCAUGACAGAGAUCAACGGCUUCUGGGGCUGGGCGCUCUGGAUCCCCGCCAUCAUCUCGGGUGUCAACUGGGCGAUCAUCUUGGCGUAUUGGUUCUACGAAGGCAAAGUAGUACCCAAGGUAUACAGACCUGGUGUCGUCAAGGGCAAGAAGGGAAAGAGGAUCGGCUGGGCCACGAUCUUUGGCAGUACGGGGACCUUGAGGAGGUUGCCAAAGUUCUUUUGGAUCUUCUGCGGCUCUCAGCUAUUCCAGAAUGCCGCCGUCGACGUGUACUCCACCAACCUCGCAGACAUCCAAACCGUAACCAGAGGGACUUCAAAGCUUGCGGCUGGCUACAACUCUGCAAUCUCUCAGGUCAUCCCUAUCGUUUUAACGCCUCUUACCGGGCUCUUCUAUGACAAAUUUGGAUACAGGAUGGCUUUCGUAUCCUUCACGGCCAUCCUGUACAUCAUUGUCUUUGCCCUCAUCGGUCUCACACAAGUCACACCUCUGUGUCCUAUCAUCAUCUCUUCUUUCGCCCUCACCACCAACGUGAUCACCUUCCUCUCUGCCAUUCCCAUUCUAGUGGGCGACGACAGAUUGCUCGGUACGGCUUUCGGCGUUUGGAAGGCGUUCAGCAACUGCAACUCUAUCGUGCUCGACGUCGCUGCCGGUGCUAUCCAAGAUGACUCUUCCACCGGCUCAUACGACGGCAUGAUCUACUUUAUCAUCGCCAUCAAAGCCGUCGAAGUCGUGCUCGGGCCUAUUUACUUUUACCUCGACCGUAUCUGGCUCGGCUCUUCCCUCCGCGUCCCCGAGAGGAAGCGUGUUCAGAUCCGAAUUGAUGCUGUGCGAGCGGCGGUGGAGAGGGGUCAAGGUGAGGAAGGUAUUGGGGCAAAGGGGUCUGGGUAUGAGGGGUGGAAAAUUAGUAAGACGACUACUUGGGUGGUCGGGGCCGAGUUGGUGGGGUUGAUCAUUGUGGCGUGGGUCAUGUUCUUUGUUUAUACUAUUGGUUAG